AUGAUGAGAAAAGGGAAUUCCUUGGAGGACUCCGUUUUUCAUUCUGAAAGUCAGAACAGCUUCCAGAAGUCAAGUAAUGACACUUCAGUCAGCCCUACAGAGAGUUUCGGAUCAGUAUUUAUAAGUUCAGAUGGAGAAAAUGGAACAGAUGAAAAAAGAAAGGCAGGAAAAUCACCUACUGUGUUGCUGCAGACCCCUACCAGUGAAAUGGAAUAUUUUGAUGACCGGAGAAAAGUUGAUGUUGCUAGGACAAAGAGCAGCACAGAUAGUCCACUUCUGACAAUGGAUAUCAAGAGCGACUCUAAGAUUGAAAGGAAAAAACGUGCCUCAAAUCAGCUGAAGGCAAAUGCACACUUUCAUAAGCUGUUUCUAGAUGUUCCCAUUGAUGAGCCACUGAAGCAAAGUUUUACCUGUGCUCUGCAGAAAGAAAUUCUGUACCAAGGAAAGCUAUUCCUUUCUGAAAACUGGAUUUGCUUCCAUUCCAAGGUUUUUGGUAAAGACACUAAGAUUAGUAUACCUGUGCUCUCAGUGACACUUUUGAAGAAAACCAAAACUGCCCUUCUUGUGCCAAAUGCUCUGAUCAUAGCAACAGUCACAGAUAGGUACAUGUUUGUCUCCUUACUCUCCAGAGAUACCACCUACAAGAUAUUAAAAUCUAUCUGUAGGCAUCUUGAAGAUACAACCAUGGGCAACAGUCCAAAUCCCUCUUCUGCAGAAAACAGCUUCACAUCUGAUCGUCCUACAACUCUGCCCUUGGAUUUCAAUGAAGACUAUUCUGAUCUGGAUGGAAUAGUGCAGCAGCGGAGACAAGAGAUGGAGGAGUCCAGCAGCACAGGCUCACAGACCCCAGAGCUGGAAUGCUUCCAAGAUUAUCAUGUCGUUGAGACACAGACUCACUUGAAAGUUUCCAAGACUGAGGCAAAGUCUGUCCGUUCAGAUGCACACAGUAAACGUGGACCUGACGGAAAAGCCCAAAACAGUCCUCGAAAUGGCAAUUCUGAAGCCUUCAGGUUCUUCCACAAAGUGAAGUCCCAGAAGCUUUUAUCUCUGAACCAUGUACUUAUAUUUUACGCAGUUCUUGUUUGUAUAUUAAUAUUUUCUACCUUCUACAUGAGAUAUAAAAUCAGUGUCCUGGAAGAACGUCUUAUUUCCAUCACAUCCUUUGAUUCACAUAUUAAGGAACAUCCAGUGCGCCAAGGCUUGGGAUCUCAUCUGCAAAUUAAUGCUGAUGCCCUUUGUGAUGAGUUAACUGCUAAUCUUAUAAAAUUGGAAAAGAUACAGAACAACUUACAAAAACUACUUGAAGAUGGUGAAUGAAACAUUGAUGUUCUUGGACUGCUUCAGACCUCAUUCUUUUUUCUUGACAAACAGUUCCAAAGGAGCUCUGCUGGCCAGAGCUCAAGCUUCUUUAUUUUCAGUCCAAGCAAAGCUUAAACUACUGUAAAGCUCAUGUCAUAAUGCAGAAGGUCAGUUUAUUCUUGAGCAUAUAUCUAUAUGUUUUGAAAACAUAUAUGUUUUGGUCUACCUGUAUCUAUAUGUUUUGAAAAUAAGGGGAUUUUUCUUUCUCUACUGUGUGUGAAUUAAUGCAUUUUAUAGCUUGCUUGAUUCUAGACUUGCUUACACCAGUGCAAACCUGGUGCAACUCCUUUUACCUCAGCAUUUGCUUUCUGCCUAUUGUCACUGAAGUUUAAACGGGAAGAAUUUCAGUCAUGACUCACGUGCUGAAGUCUUGUGUGAAUGAGCUGGUAUCUGUCU
Molecule: messenger RNA, 1755 nt
Organism: Pygoscelis adeliae (Adelie penguin)
Lineage: Eukaryota; Metazoa; Chordata; Aves; Sphenisciformes; Spheniscidae
Gene: GRAMD2B
Product: GRAM domain containing 3
Exons: 14
Coding region: 1-1317 (438 amino acids)
Source: RefSeq, a predicted model, not a curated record